AUGAAGCCUUUUUCUAUGAUGUUUUCGUUUAUAUAUGUUCCCUUGCUUUUCUACUUUACAUGCAACUCCAAACACAAUGUUUUUGCUUCAGAAAGUGAGAUCGAUCAUAUGGCCCUUAUCAAAUUCAAAGAAUCAAUAUUGAGUGACCCAAAUGGGAUCUUGUUUUCUUGGAAUACUUCUACUCACUUCUGUAAUUGGUAUGGAAUCACAUGCAAUCCCACACUUCGAAGGGUUACUGAGCUGAAUUUGCAAGGGCACAGGUUGAAAGGGUAUAUUUCUCCUCACAUAGGUAAUCUCUCUUACAUGAGAACAUUUGAACUUGGAAACAACAGUUUCUAUGGCAAUAUCCCACUAGAAGUGGGGAGAUUGUCCCAAUUGCAGAAAUUCAGAGUUGAAAAUAACACAUUGGUCGGAGAAAUUCCUUUGAAUUUGACGCAUUGUACUCAGCUCAAAAUUUUAUAUUUGUAUGGAAACAAUCUGAAAGGAAAAAUACCUACUGAAAUCGGAUUGCUCCGGAACAUUCAGUUUUUGAACUUUGGUCAAAACCAGUUAACAGGAGAAAUUCCAUCUUCCAUUGGGAAUCUUUCUUCAAUAACAUAUCUAUCAUUUGGUUUUAACAAUUUAGAGGGAGAUAUUCCACAAGAAAUAUGUCAUCUCAAGAGCUUGAUGAUUGUAGCUUUAGGUAUUAACAAACUGAGUGGAUCAUUUCCCUCCUGUCUUUAUAAUAUGUCAUCUCUUACUGCAAUCGGAGUUGCAGAAAAUCAAUUUCGCAACUCUCUUCCACCCAACAUGUUCCACACCCUCCAGAAUCUCCAUGUACUUUUACUUGCUAACAACCAAUUUUCAGGUCCAAUCCCACCUUCCAUUGAAAAUGCAUCCAGCCUUUCAUUCCUUGAUCUCUCUAGAAACCAUUUUGUGGGAAGAAUUCCAAGUCUUGGAAAACUACACGAUCUUUAUUACCUAAGUUUGGCUCAAAACAAUUUAGGUUACAAUUCAACUAAUGAUUUGGAGUUUUUAAAAUCAUUGGUAAAUUGUACUAAGUUGGAAAUGUUAGCUCUAUCUUACAAUAGUUUUGGAGGUCAAUUGUCAAAUUCUUUGGGAAAUUUGUCGAUCCAAUUAAGUCAACUAUAUCUCGGAUACAAUGAGAUAUCUGGAGAAAUCCCUGAGGCAAUAGGAAAUUUAAUUGGCUUAACUCUCUUGACAAUGUACUAUAACCAGAUUGAUGGGAUUAUCCCAACAACUUUUGGAAAGUUUAAAAUGCUUCGAGUGUUAGGAUUACAGGGAAACAAGUUGUCAGGAAAUAUAGAACCCUUCAUUGGAAACUUGAGUCAAUUGUUUUAUUUGAAUCUACGUGCAAAUCGGUUUGAAGGGAGUAUUCCUCCAAGUAUAGGAAAUUGUCAACUGGUAGAUCUUUCAGAGAACAAUCUCACAGGAACCAUACCACUAGAGCUUUUCAAUCUUACCUCUCUAUUCAUAUUGGAUUUGUCAAGUAACUCAUUGAGUGGUAGUAUACCAGAUGAAGUGGGAAAUAUACACAAUAUUAACUUUCUAGAUAUGUCAAACAAUCAUAUAUCUGGUCACAUUCCUCUAGGUGUUGGAAAAUGCGUAAUGUUAGAGUACCUCUAUUUGGAAGGGAAUUCUUUACAAGGAAUCAUACCAUCUUCUUUGGCAUCACUUAAAAGCAUUAUAUUUUUGGACCUGUCACAAAACCAUUUAUCUGGAUCAAUUCCAAAUUUCCUGCAAAACCUUUCUUUCUUACAGUAUUUGAAUGUAUCUUUUAACAUGUUGGAAGGUGAGGUACCCACUGAAGGUGUCUUUCGAAAUGUAUGUGCAUUGGGGGUGAUUGGAAACAGUAAGCUUUGUGGAGGUAUUUCUGAAUUGCAUCUGCCACCAUGCCCUCUUAAAAUUAAGAAACAUGCAAAACACCGCAAGUUCAGAUUGAUAGUAAUGAUAUUAAGUGUAGCUGUUUUCCUCAUUGUACUAUUAUCUGCCUUAACUAUCUAUUGUUCGAGGAAAAAGGGAAAGAAACCUGUCCUCAAUUCAUCAACAAUUCACCAAUUGGCUAAAGUGUCCUACCAAAGCUUGUACAAUGGAACUGAUGGGUUCUCAGCGACAAACUUGAUAGGGAGUGGGAAUUUCAGUUCUGUCUACAAAGGAACUCUUGAGCUCGAAGACAGAGUUGUUGCCGUAAAGGUUCUAAACCUGAAAAGAAAAGGAGCUCACAAGAGCUUCGUGGCAGAAUGUAAUGCACUAAAAAAUAUCAAGCAUCGAAAUCUUGUUCAGAUUUUGACAUGUUGUUCCGGCACAGAUUAUAAAGGUCAAGAAUUCAAAGCUUUGAUCUUUGAGUACAUGAGAAAUGGAAGCCUGGAGCAAUGGUUGCAUCCUACCACAAGUGUUGAGCAUCCAAGAACAUUGAGCCUUAAACAAAGAUUAAGUAUCAUGAUUGACGUAGCUUCUGCAUUACAAUAUCUUCAUCAUGAAUGUGAGCAGUCGAUCAUUCAUUGUGAUUUAAAGCCAAGCAAUGUCCUUCUUGAUGAUGAGAUGAUUGCUCAUGUAAGUGAUUUCGGCAUAGCAAGACUUCUCUCAACAAUCCAAGGUAUCACCUCCAAACAAUCAAGUACAAUUGCAAUAAAGGGGACUGUUGGCUAUGCUCCUCCAGAGUAUGGAGUGGGUGCUGAAGUGUCAACUUCUGGCGACAUGUACAGCUUUGGAAUUCUUUUGCUGGAAAUGCUUACUGGGAGAAGACCUACUGAUGAAAUGUUUGAAGAUGGUCAAAAUAUUUGUAACUUUGUUGCAAUUUCAUUUCCCAGUAAACUUUUUGAAAUUUUGGAUCCGCGACUUAUUCCGAUUGAGGAAAAUGAUUGGAAUCUUAAUCCAAAUGUUGAGAAGUGCUUAGUUUCACUUUUUAAAAUUGGACUUGCCUGUGCUGUGGAAUCACCAAAAGAAAGAAUGGAUGUGGUUGAUGUCAGCAGGGAGCUUCAUCGAAUUCAAAAUGCCUUAUUUGGUCCAGGCUCUGUUUUGGGAAAUGAUCCUUCAAUCUUCUUAUUGAGUUGAGUCAAGGUGUUGAUAAUAUUGAAGGUUGAGCACAUCAUCAAAUGAAUAUCACUUGGGAAAUGUGGGUUUAAAUCAAGUGAGUUUCCUUGUUAUAGGUAGGUUUAUCAUAUAUAUAUACG
Messenger RNA from Vigna angularis (adzuki bean), 3173 nucleotides. RefSeq names its product probable LRR receptor-like serine/threonine-protein kinase At3g47570. Gene Ontology annotation, molecular function: ATP binding; protein kinase activity; protein binding. Bases 1 to 3054 code for a protein of 1017 amino acids. The record is from RefSeq and is a predicted model, not a curated record. Gene Ontology annotation, biological process: protein phosphorylation; hormone-mediated signaling pathway. Lineage: Eukaryota; Viridiplantae; Streptophyta; Magnoliopsida; Fabales; Fabaceae. Gene Ontology annotation, cellular component: plasma membrane. The transcript is spliced from 3 exons.